Messenger RNA from Protopolystoma xenopodis, 798 nucleotides. The record is from the annotation of a GenBank genome assembly. Lineage: Eukaryota; Metazoa; Platyhelminthes; Monogenea; Polystomatidea; Polystomatidae.
AUGAGUGUCACCUCAUUUACCCAAGUUGAGCCCGGCUCCUCUGCUGCUACCUCCAAUGUUCCAUCCAACCUUGGAAUUUUCGCCUAUGAUGACAACAUCUGUCCACUGGGCGACUCUUUUUCAGCCACCGCCCUUACCACAACAACUUCCCCUUCAGCUCUAACGACCUUGGUUUCGGCCACUUUUGCUCAAGGUACAUUAAACAAACGAAUGUCUUCUCAUGCACGCUUUGUGCCCCUCGAGAUAACCCGCCAGAUCGGGUUGGGUACGCGCACAAAUCCCUACGACUUACGGUCUGGCUUUGCUCUCUGUUUACAGUGUCAGACUACUUGCGGUUAUCCCAGUUCCAACAUCCAUUGGUUCCUUAGUACAAAGAAUGUACGUUAUUUCUCUAUACACCUCACUAUUAUGACCUCUUCUAGUGAGUUUACGUCUCCCCCAAGCCGCCAAGAGGUCUCCACUAAGCUUUGCGAUUCUACCGAGAAGCGAAACAUGACCACAACUCUCUCGCGGACCUUUAUUCACUGUGGCCAACUCGACCUUAUUGGUCUAAAUCAAAUUUACUGCCGGGUGAAUGGGACCCAGUACUUGCCAAAUCCUAUUUCAGCUAGUCUUCAUUCCAUGCCGUCUUUCGUCGCUCCUGAUACAGCUGCAUUAUCUUCUGGUGUAUUGGACUCUACUCUCCAAAAGCAGAUCUAUGUACUUUGUCCAGACCGGCUUAUUUCUGGCGUCGACAAACCUGAAGCAAAAAUUCGAUUUUGGAAAUCCGGCAACAUAGGUCCUAACUUUAUUCUUUAG